This is a messenger RNA of Aspergillus candidus, 1590 nucleotides long. RefSeq lists its product as uncharacterized. The transcript is spliced from 4 exons. NCBI's taxonomy places the organism in Eukaryota, Fungi, Ascomycota, Eurotiomycetes, Eurotiales, Aspergillaceae. Bases 193 to 1200 code for a protein of 335 amino acids. The record is from RefSeq and is a predicted model, not a curated record. Gene Ontology annotation, cellular component: Golgi apparatus.
GUCAUAUUGUAUCCAGAGACUGAACCUCCGGCGGACUCGAGCUCCGUGACGGAGCAUUUCGUCAACAUUUAUUCCAGCAAUUCACGGGCGUCCCUCCUCGGAGGAUCAUUUGAUCCUUCGUUCCGAGGGCCGGGCGGUUUUCGCGCGCGAGAAGGCUACACCAAUGUUCCCCCCCAUCCGCCCCAACGCAAAAUGUACCGGCCCAACUCGCUCUGGACGUGGUCGUUCGCCAUCGUCACCUUGAUUCAGACCAUCAUCACCUUGGGAUUAGAAUGUUAUGUGUUUGCGAAUUUCCAGCUCCAGUUGAAACCGAAAGCCGAAGACGUGACCGCCUCCAAAACCAUCCCCACCUUCCUCGCUCUAUACAGUUUCGGGUUCAUCUACGAGCUCGUCCUGGUGUACGAUGCGCUGCGCCUCAAAAAUACCAUUCAGGUGAUCGGGCUAUGUCUGUGCAAUGUCGGGCUCUUGAUCUACGGGGCGGUGCAGGUACAGCAGAUCAAAGAAGCCGUGGGGGUGUUGACCGUCAACAAAGCGAUCGAUGAGCAUGUCUGGGCCGAAACCGAACCGUUUUUGAUCAUCAUCCCGUGCGUGGUGGCCAUGGGGACGUUGCUGAUGAUGAUUGUCGCCUGGAAAUUGUACGAUGAAUUUGCGUGGUCCAUUUACAAGCACAUCAGCGCGGACCUGCGCAUGAAACGUCGAUAUCUCACUUACCAGAUUUACAUUGCUCUGCUUAAGUUUGAUUUUUUCUUCUUCCUCGGAUUUACGGUCCAGUUUGUGGUGAUCGUCACCAACCGGGCGGAUAUCGAGUUCGGUCUCACUCUGGCGGCGGUCCCGGUGACCAUCCUCAUCCUAGUGUCUGCGGCGUUCUUCGUCCGGCGCGAAAGCUCCGUAGGGAUGAUUAUUAUUAUCCUCCUGUACUUCGCCGCCAUGGCCUACUUCCUCUUCAAACUGGUCCGCAUGUACGCCCCGACAACCUUCCUCGAGUACCUGCCCGCCCGGCGGUCUCUGACCUUCUUCGCCAUCAUCACCUUGGUCUUGAUCGUCUUGACCAUCGUCAACGCCUGCAUGUGCAUGCACAAUUUCCACAAGGGCUUGAAGCCGCACAUCAACCGGAAGAAGGGCGGUAAAGAGACUGAAAAGACCACCGAGUUGUCCAACGUCGCUGGCGGCCAGGUGCCUGCUCGGAUGAUGAUCGAUUGAGCGAGUCAUUCUGCUUUUGAUGCGUGAUCAGCGCGGAUUGUAUAUGCCGCACAUGCGCACAUAUGACCUGUCAGAGGGUUUUGGAUAUUCAAUUUGGAGCGUGUUUCCCUGCAUAUGAUACCUUGAUCGCGUUGAUUUAACGAUUUUCCUUCCCCCAUUUUUUAUUUUUUAUUUUCAGGCCUUUUUUUCGCGAUUUUUCUUCGGAUUCCGUCCUUGCCUAUCUGCAAUUUAUCCUCCCUCAAUGGCACCAGUUCUGUGCGAUUGAUCACCAUCUGUCCUUAGCCUCAUGUCGCAUAUUACGAUUGUGCAUCUUCGAUUUUUGUACUGUAUUUACAAUAAUUAAAUAGAUUAAACAAGAUCAAACAUUAACGGAUUGACCGUAUAGAGAGG